AUGGGACCGGUCGGCCAGGAUAGAACAGUGCCCGAGGCAUCGCUGGAAGUUCCUUACGACGCUUUUAAGUUCGACAUCUAUCAACUCGGAAAUGUAAUCGUGAAACAGCUUGACAUCUACGAGGAUCUUUCAUCUCUCAAACCGCUCGCGGACGCCAUGACACGUCCAGAUCCGGAUCAGCGCCCCAGCGCUACCGAAGCCUAUGAGUUGCUUGUGGACACAAUAUUGAACCUGAGCGAGGAUCAAUUGAAUCAUCAACGCAUAUGGAAGACGAGAACGCCAGCGGAACUGCGCCAUCGGGUUGAGUUCUGUAAUGAGAAUCCCCUCGAAUACAACUGA
Molecule: messenger RNA, 339 nt
Organism: Cyclocybe aegerita
Lineage: Eukaryota; Fungi; Basidiomycota; Agaricomycetes; Agaricales; Hemipholiotaceae
Source: the annotation of a GenBank genome assembly